Molecule: messenger RNA, 3998 nt
Organism: Manduca sexta (tobacco hornworm)
Lineage: Eukaryota; Metazoa; Arthropoda; Insecta; Lepidoptera; Sphingidae
Gene: G9a
Product: histone-lysine N-methyltransferase EHMT1
Cellular component (GO): nucleus
Molecular function (GO): protein-lysine N-methyltransferase activity; p53 binding; histone methyltransferase activity
Source: RefSeq, a predicted model, not a curated record
UAUUAUUAUCUGUUUUGUAUUCAUUCUAUGGCUUUAUUUUUUUAUGUAAAGUACGAAAUAAAAAUGUCUUUUUGUUAUAAUUAAUUAUUUCCUAAUUUUAAGGACUUGCGCUCUGUGACUAAAAUAAGAAUGGGUAAAUUGCAGAAAUACUUUGCGAACAAUGGCCUUACAAGGGGUACCUUCAGGACUUGAUACAUUUCCAAACACACCUGUUGUGGUACUCGCACGGGCGUUGUUUUACAAUAAAUACGCAACGGUGAGAGUUCUCGACCUUGACAUCUGAAAAAAACCUUGACAACAUGAUUGCGGACGACGAAGAGGCUGUUAAGAAAAAGAUCGACAAAACAUGCUCAGACAAUCUUACAGUGAGUUUGGACACGACGUGUGACGUAAAAAAAUCGGAGAAGGGCGAUGCGGAGGACCCCAAGCCGCGGAUAGUGCUAACCAUUCGGUCGGAAAAGUCGAGCGCCAAGAGCAACAACAUGAAGAUUGUGUCCACGGAGGAGAAACUCGAGGAGGUGUCGCCGCGACGUUCAAGCCGCACCAGGGGCAAAUGGGAAUGGGUGUGCGACAGCGACACCUCAGCCUCGCCCAAGAAAUACAAAUCCGCCUCGGAGAACGAUGACUCGGACGCUCACAACGCCAAGCGGUCCACCAGCCGGCGCAGUAAAGACACUGACAAUGUUGUGGCCAACGCCAUUGCUCGGAAAGAGAAACUCUACGAGGACAUCACUCCGCAGCGAUCCACGCGCCGACAGAAACCCAAGGGACCAGAAGAAACAGCAGAUAAGCUAGGAGAUAGAGUUAAGACACGCCGGUCUGCACGACCCACAGCUACUGAAACUCAGAAGAGUAAAGCCAAAGAAGAUAUUGAAAUGGAUAUCGUGGAUUCAGAUGACGAGGUGCUGGAUCGAGGUAACCGUUCACAGUUAAGGCACCUGAGCGAACUCGGCUUGAAGGCUGUCACCAUUGAGGAUGAUGAAGAAGUUGAAGAGAGUGGAGAACUGGAAGAGAAUGAGGCUGCGGAAUUAGAAGAUGAUAGAGAUCUGGACGAGGAGGCGGAAGCCAUUGGCAAGCUACUGGACGAGGAAGAGGACUCGCCCAGCGAUGGGGACGAGGACUUCUACUGCUCUGCGGCUGCAUCACCAAGUGAACAACCCAGGAGGUCUAAAAGAUUGUGCUCUUCAUUCACAAAUGACAGUGACUGUUCAUCACCAGCUCGUGAGGAUGAGCAAAAGAUACCGCGGCGGCGUUCAUCGCGACGUGCAGCCGGUCUCACUCCCGGGGAAACCAGUGAACACAACACUCGUCAGAAGCGCAAGAGUGUUCGCUCGAACCCAGGUGAGGAGGCGCAUUCCGACGCCGAACACGAAGAGGACAGUAACCCCGCGGGUGGUGACGAGGGGUCCGAGGCGGCGUGCCCCACCGACGAGUCGACAGUGGUGGCCACCUGCUACUGCGAGGCGCCCAGCAACGUGUACGCGGCGCCUGGAGACCUCGCAGAGCCGGUGUUCUGCCAGGCGGUGGAGACGUCGGAGGGCGCGCGCGUGGGGUGCUCGCACGGGGCGCGGCGCGCGGCGCGCGGGGCGCUGGCGCCGCUGCUGCGCGCCGGGCCCCGCGCGCCCUACCUGCUCGCCUGCGCACUGCACGCCGCGCAGCUGCGCAGGCACAUGUGCUGCCCCGCCUGCGGACUCUUCUGCACGCAGGGCAUAUUUUACCAGUGCUCCAAAGGCCAUUUAUUCCACCUGGAAUGCGGGCUGCCAUACAACGACGCGAAGGUGCGGCCCGGCUGUCCGCACUGCGGCGUGUACUCCUACAGGUGGCAGCCCGCCAACAGGGACUGCUACAAGGUGCAGCUGCAGAUGAAGUGCAGCAAUAAGAGGAUAUUCCUGCCCGACCAGAGAGAACAGUGCACCCCGGCAUACUUGAGUUUCUCCACACUAUCACCGUCACAACUGGACACAACUCCAGUUAUCCCAGAGGAUCUGUUGCCACCAACCCCACUGAACCUGGAGUUGUUGUGCAAGAAGCGAGAAGGGCCAGAAGAUGAAGACUCUGCGAGGAAGUUGUGCGAUGCUAUCUUAGCUGGAGAGAGCUUAGAGGAGCUUAUACCUAAGAUUGUGUCGUGCUCGGCGCUGUCGGCGGCGGUGCGGGCGGCGGCGCGCGGCCACGUGCGCGCGCUGCACGCGCUGCGGCUCGCCGGCGCCGCGCUCGACGCCGCCGACACCAACAUGCGCACGCCGCUCAUGCACGCCGUCCUGGAACUUGGUGACAAAGAUAAAAAAGGCAAAGAAAAACUCAAACCAAGUCCACAUAAAGAUAACCCUGAGGAAAUAGAGAUGGAUGUGGACGGAGAGGGGGAAGGAGAGAAAGUGGAAGAUAAAGAGGACAAGACUGAUGAUACGAGUGAUGUGGAGACUGACCCGGUGAAGGAUGAAGACCUCAUCAAAGUGAUCCGGUACUUGGUGGCCGCUGGGUGCGAUGUCAAUCUCGCGGACCUGGAAGGCAUGACGGCGCUGCACAUGGCGGCGCAGCGCGGCGCGGCGGAGGCAUGCAGCGCGCUGGCAGCCGCGCCCGCGCUCGACGCGCGCGACGCGGGCGGCUGGACGCCGCUCGUCUGGGCCGCCGAGAACGACCGCGCCGACGUCGUCAGAUUGCUGCUGUCCCGCGGCGCGGACGCGUCGUCGGUGGACGAGGAGGGCAACGCGGCGGUGCACUGGUGCGCGGCGGCGGGUGCUGCGCGUGCGCUGGUACAGUUGCUGCGCGCCGCACCGCACGCUGCACACGCACGCAACGCGCACGCCGACACGCCGCUGCACGUUGCGGCGCGGCAAGGUCACUACGCCUGCGUCGUCAUAUUGCUGGCGCAGGGGGCUAGAACGGACGUGGAGAACUCCGCGGGUGAGUUGCCGGCGGACGUGUGCACAGGCGCAUGUCACAGCGCCAUCUCGCUCAACAUGCAGAUGACGCUCGCUAUGGGUGGUCACGUGCCGCGCAGGAGGCUGCUUUGCAGUGACAUUUCGAACGGUCGCGAGGCGUUCCCGAUCCCGUGCGUGAACGAGGUCGACGACGAGCCGGCGCCGGACGAGUUCACGUACGUGACGCAACACGUCAUGCCGCACCACCUGCACAUCGACGACACCGUAGAAACGUUGCAGGGUUGUGAGUGUAAAGGCGGCGACUGUUCGGCGGGCGCGGGCGGCGGCGAGUGCGCAUGCGUCACGCUCAGUGUGCGGCGCUGGUACGCGCGCGGCCGUCUGCGCGCCGACUUCCCCUACCACGAUCCGCCAAUGCUGUUCGAGUGCAACCACACUUGCGCAUGCAAUUUGAAAAAGUGCGCGAACGCGGUGGUGACGCGCGCGCGGUCGCUGGGCGCGACGUUCGUGCACACGGAGGUGUUCCGCGCGGGCGGCGCGCGCGGGUGGGGGCUGCGAGCCACGCGGCGCGUCGCGCGCGGCUCGCCCGUGGCCGCCUACUGCGGGGAGCUGCUGCCCGCCGCCCGCGCCGACACGCGCGCCGCCGACCACUACAUGUUCGCGCUCGACGUCAAGGACGACCUGCUGGAGCAAUGCGUAGACAAGACGCAGCUGUGCGUGGACGCAGCGGUGUACGGCAGCGCGGCGCGGUUCAUGAACCACAGCUGCCGGCCCAACGUGGCGCCGGUGCGCGUGUUCACCGCCUGCCGCGACCUGCGGCUGCCCGUCGUCACGCUCUUCGCCACCAAGGACGUGCAGCCCGGGGACGAGCUCACGUUUGACUAUGGCGAUAAGUUCUGGUCGGUGAAAUCCAAGUGGAUGAAGUGCGAGUGCGGAGCGCCCACCUGCAGGUAUCCAGUGAAGGCAGAUUCGGAAGAAGCAGAGACUUAAUCACAAUACGCGUCGGAAGUGAUUUCGAACAUAUAUUAACGAAUUAUAAAUCGUGUAAUAAUGAUUUUGUAGAUAUUUAUUUACAAUAGUACUAUGCAAUCAAGAACAUAAUAAAUCAUUUUCCUUUCUUUA